CGUAGGACUUUACAUAGCGUUAGCGGUGGUUGGAGGCCUCUUGAUGUGCAUCGGUGUUGUAUGCGUGAUAUUGGUACAUCGGAGGAUCCAAAACUUUCCUGUGCCACAAGAGGCAGAUUGUGAUGUUCAAGUGAAGAGGUACAACGAAGACAUUAUUUUACAUGUUGACCAGGCAGAAAACCAGAAAGAAACAAACGUGCCAGCGGAAUGUGCUUGUGAAGAUAACGGAAAUAGGAGUGGCCAGGCCAUUUAUGGCCAUUUUGAUGAUGUUGACAACACAGAAAAGAACCAGGAAAAUAUAAUUUACGAAUCACAAUUGACGGCUUCCUGCAAUACUCUGAAACAGUACAUCCAGGGCAACGUAGUGGGAGGAGAUUAUUAUGAGGACGUUGACAACACAACAACGAACCAGAAACAGAUCCCUGAAUCACAAUCGACAGCUUCGUGUAAUUCUCUGGAACAGAAUAGCCAGGACAAGGGAGUCGGCGGAGAUUAUGAGGACGUAGACAACCCAACCCAAUCGACAGCCUCAUGUAAUACUCAGGAACAGUACAGCCAGGGCAAGGGAGUCGGCGGAGAAUAUGAGGACAUAGACAACACAGCAAAAAGCCAGGAAGAUAUCUCUGAAUCACAAUCGACGGCUUCUUGUAAUUAUAGUCUGAAACAGCGCAGCCAGGGCAACGUAGUCGGUGGAGAUUAUGAGGACAUGGACAACACAGCGGAUGUCAAGGAGCAACCGGCAGGACCAGGAAAGGUUGAAUCUGAAAGAUGCAUCAAGGACAUCAUACAGGAUAAUGCAUAUGAAACAAUGUCCAUCGGAGAGGGUUAUCGCAGACCAGCGUCCAUUUUACAGCUUUGUCCCGAGACCAUCCUUAAAACUGGUGAUAUUUAUGCGAAAGUGAAAAAGUAAUGAUAUCACCUUAUUGACUUUGGAAUGGGCUGAUCAGUGCGAGACUGCAUCUGAUACAUGUAACAGAGCCAAAAUGUGCAUGGAACUCAACAUUGACAGCACUAUUUAUUUAUCUACAUUCCACCAUACUGACGUGUAGGCCUCCUGCGCCGUGUGGAAGUUCAUACAACGUGAAGCGAAGGUCAAGUUACUGUAUAAUCAGAGACAUGCUAUUUUGAUUUAAAACCGUUGAUGUGAAUGGUUUCUUAUAUAAUUCAAUCACUGUACAUACCCCUUUAAACAAGGAACAAUGGCGCUUGAAUAAUGAUAUAAUGCGCUGGGAGAUUGAUGCAGGUAUAUGUGUGACAUUUUCAUUUUUUGCCUUAAAUAGUACACAUUUCACAUCUAUCAAGUUAAAACAUGUGUAAAUAAUGUAUUGUGUUCUGAUGGUCACCUAAUCCUUUUCACCCACUGUGAAUAAUGUUACUUCGAAGAAUUAAAUUUUAUUGUUCAUU
Messenger RNA from Haliotis rufescens (red abalone), 1404 nucleotides. RefSeq lists its product as uncharacterized. NCBI's taxonomy places the organism in Eukaryota, Metazoa, Mollusca, Gastropoda, Lepetellida, Haliotidae. The coding region runs from base 44 to 910 and encodes 288 amino acids. The transcript is spliced from 2 exons. The record is from RefSeq and is a predicted model, not a curated record.